Messenger RNA from Penicillium vulpinum, 732 nucleotides. Its product is annotated as alpha/beta hydrolase. The coding region runs from base 1 to 732 and encodes 243 amino acids. NCBI's taxonomy places the organism in Eukaryota, Fungi, Ascomycota, Eurotiomycetes, Eurotiales, Aspergillaceae. The transcript is spliced from 2 exons. The record is from RefSeq and is a predicted model, not a curated record.
AUGUCGAACCCAACAUUUGUUUUUUCCCUGGGUGCCUGGGUUGUCCCAGCUGUCUUCGAUGCUACCCGCUCCCGCCUAGAAGCCCUCGGAUUCCCCUCCGAGUGCCCCGCGCAUCCUUCAAUUGGCGCUGAGCCGCCCUCUAAGACUCUAGCCGAUGAUACUGCCUCCCUGCGUGGUGUGUUGACGAAGCUUGCAGAUGAGGGGCGCGACUUGAUUGUUGUUGGACACUCCUAUGGAGGUGUGGUAGCUUCCUCUUCUGUCGAAGGACUGAAUAAAGCUGCUCGUGCCGCCGAGGGCAAGACUGGCGGUGUUGUGAAGGUUGCAUACCUGGCUGCAUUUGCCCUGGACAAGGGCCAAAGCUUGUUGGGUAUGCUGGGCGGAAACUAUCUCCCCUGGAUGAAAGUUGAGGGUGAUUACGUUCUGGCAGAUGGUGCCGGUGAGAUUGGCUGGCAGGAUAUUUCCCUCGAGGAGCAGGAGAAGUGGAACGCUUUAGCACUACACACUUCGCGUGCUGUAUUCUCUGGCGAGUCUACUUAUGAGCCCUGGACUGAGAUCCCCUGCGCCUAUAUUGUGUGUGAGCAGGAUCGGGCUCUCCCACCCCCGUUCCAGGAACUAUUUGCCUCUAAAAUGGGUGGGCCGGAAAACACUUAUAGACUGCCCAGUUCGCACUCGCCAUUCUUGAGUAUGCCGGAUCGUCUGGCGGAGGUUUUGCAGCAGAUCGCUAAGGCAUGA